CAGCUGCUUACAGCUUAAUAGUUCGUGCAAUCUACGAAGCUGAAGUACAAGUGUAUAAAUAACAACUCGCUCAUAUAAUUACGAGUACUAGAGAAGUGUUUCUUUCUACCUAUAUCGCAAACUUAAAUAAAAAUUUUGUGCUCAUUGCAUUUAAGAUAUUGUGGUAAAAUGUUAACGGAGCUUCUCUCUCAUGAGAAUUUAAAUAAUUCCGCAAAUACUACGCCUAGAUAUCCAUGUAAUCUUUCCCUAUAGUUCUCUUCAGUCAUCCACAAUGAAUAAGUUAUGUCGCCAAGUUUCCAUCGAAUCUCCGGGGCCUACAGUAAAAGACUGCGUAUUCAAUUUUGAAGUCCCUGUACCAGACGUACCCCCUUUUGGUGCCAGAUUAAGAGUAGUGUGUGCUGGAGUUUGUUACCGAAAUCGUAACAGAUCAGCUUCUGUUUCAUCAAUGUCUUCCAAUGCUUCAAAUCAGUCUUUAGAGGAGACUCCGUUUAGCCCUGCUCACCACGGAAUUCGGGAUGGAGCUCUUUUUCCGGGAUAUGAAGUAUCAGGAAUCGUAGAUGAACUCGGUAGCGAAGUAACUGAUAACGGUAACAUUGUUUUGGGACAAAGAGUCGUACUAUUUCCAUAUGAAGGUGUACCAGAUGGGUAUGCUGAAUACAUCGUGGUCCCACAAUUGAGUUAUCUGGUGCCUAUUCCUGACAAUUUGCCUUUGAGCGUUGCAGCCAUGUUACCCACUGGCGCUCUUCUGGCUAAAAACGCUGUCAUUGCAGCCCACGAAUAUGUUCUUGAAUUUUUAAAAGAAAGGCCAUCAGAUCAAGAUUGCAAAAUACUGAUUGUAGGAACUGGUGGCUUGGCUUUGUGGGCUAUUAGAAUUGCACAACAUCACUUCAAGUCUUUAGAAUAUAAAGACAGAGUUCAAAUCACAGUAGCAAGUCUUAAAGACGAAGGCUUCAAGCUGGCUAAAGAACUUCAUGAUGUAAACUUGGUUCAAUGGAAUGAAGAAGUGUAUGAAAAGCAGUUAAUAGAAAGAACAAAAGAUGCUUGUCGUGGACCAGUCGAUAUCGUCAUAGAUUUUGGUACAACUUCAAGAUCUUUACACAGAUCAUUGCAAUGCUUAAAUACAAAAGGUAUUGUAUUGGUAAAUGAGGAAGUAGCCGAACGUUUACUACCAAAAUUCUCAAGAUUAGCCGCUGAAAGGCAGCAAAAAAUUCAAGCCAUACAGAAGGGUACCAUUGAACAUCUUCAAGAGUUGGUGCAUUUGGUUGCAGAAGGAGAGAUCAUACCUCCACCCCACACAGAAUUUUGUAUUGAUGAUACAUCAAAGGUAAUUCAAAAGUUAUGUGAUUCAGAGAUACCUGGACGAGCCAUUUUGAGAUUUCAUAAUAUUCAGUAAAUAAGAUCCGUUUUUAAUUCACUAAUUGUAAGAACUGUUACUCUUUAUGUGAUCCUUUUUAAGUUAUUUAAACUUGCUGAUAGUCGUUUUUUAAAGUAUUACUAUAGAUUAUUCACUUUCUAGAUGUGAUGUUAGGUAUGAUUUUUUUAUUAUGUAUUAUUUUUUAUAAAUAAAAUAUUAAACAUA
Messenger RNA from Agrilus planipennis (emerald ash borer), 1579 nucleotides. RefSeq lists its product as uncharacterized. The record is from RefSeq and is a predicted model, not a curated record. Lineage: Eukaryota; Metazoa; Arthropoda; Insecta; Coleoptera; Buprestidae. The transcript has 5 exons. Gene Ontology annotation, biological process: alcohol metabolic process. Gene Ontology annotation, molecular function: alcohol dehydrogenase (NADP+) activity. Bases 272 to 1393 code for a protein of 373 amino acids.